Molecule: messenger RNA, 2548 nt
Organism: Brassica oleracea var. oleracea
Lineage: Eukaryota; Viridiplantae; Streptophyta; Magnoliopsida; Brassicales; Brassicaceae
Product: pentatricopeptide repeat-containing protein At2g17210
Exons: 1
Coding region: 61-2274 (737 amino acids)
Biological process (GO): RNA modification
Cellular component (GO): intracellular membrane-bounded organelle
Molecular function (GO): RNA binding; protein binding
Source: RefSeq, a predicted model, not a curated record
CUAAAUAAGUUGCAAUUGAAAUGAGCUUGCUCUCACGAGACUGAAGAAACAGGAACGCACAUGUGUUCAAAGCUACAAGCUUUGUCCUCGAGGAUCAAGCAAGCUUCCUCCAAUGGAAAAUGGCGGGAAGUGCUCUCUAGUUAUUCAGAGAUAGAGACGACAUCUGGAACUCAACUUAACGACCCUUUCCUCUUCCCCAUCGUUUUCAAAGCUUGUGGUAAGCUCUCAUGGCUGUCACGAGGCAGAUGCAUCCACGCGAGUCUGUACAAGAGAGGGUUUGAGUCUUUUGUCUCCGUCGGGAACUCCAUCGCUGACUUCUACAUGAAAUGCGGAGACUUGUGUUCCGCCACGCGAGCGUUUGACUGUAUGACCUCGAGAGACUCUGUUUCUUGGAACGUCGUCGUUUUCGGGUUUCUCGAUCAUGGUUUCGAUGAAGAAGGGCUACGGUGGUUUUCGAAGUCGAGAGUUUGGGGCUUUGAGCCUAAUGUUUCGACAUUGGUUCUUGUGAUUCACGCGUAUCGUAGUUUGCGAUGGUACGCUGAUGGAGAGAAGAUUCACAGCUACGUGAUCCGUAGUGGAUUUUAUGGGGUUUCCUCUGUUCAAAAUUCGAUCUCGUCCUUGUAUGCAGAAUGUGAUUCAUCAAACGCACGCAAACUGUUCGACGAAAUGUCUGAAAGAGAUGUUAUUUCAUGGAGUGUUGUGAUCAGAAGUUAUGUGCAAAGCCAAGAACCUGUUUGUGGGUUGAUGUUGUUCCAAGAGAUGGUUAAUGAGGGGAAAACAGAGCCUGAUAGUGUAACCGUGACAAGUGUUCUCAAGGCAUGUGCUGUUCUUGAGGAUGUUAAUAUGGGAAGAUCAGUUCAUGGGUUUUCUAUACGUAAAGGGUUUGAUUUGGGGGACUUGUUUGUGCGCAAUUCACUCAUCGAUAUGUAUUCCAAAGGGUUUGAUGUUGAUUCAGCGUUUAGAGUAUUUGAUGAGACGACUUGUAGAAACAGUGUGUCAUGGAAUUCGAUUUUGGCCGGGUUUGUACACAACCAAAGGUAUGAAGAGGCUCUUAAGAUGUUUGGUUUGAUGAGAAAAGAGGCGGUUGAAGCUGAUGAAGUUACUCUCGUGAGUCUUCUUCAGGUUUGCAAGUUCUUUGAGCAGCCAUUGCCCUGCAAGUCAGUACACUGCGUGAUGAUCCGGUUUGGAUAUGAGUCUAACGAAGUUGCCUUGAGCUCUUUGAUUGAUGCAUAUACAAGCUGCAGUCUUGUUGAUGAUGCAAGAGCCGUGUUUGAGUCGAUGGCGUACAAGGAUGUGGUGUCAUGUAGCACAAUGAUCUCUGGAGUAGCUCGUUCUGGAAGACCAGAUGAAGCCAUUUCAAUCUUCUGUCAGAUGAAGGAUAAGCCCAACGCCGUCACCGUGGUUAAUCUUCUUGACGCAUGCUCUGUUUCAGCAGACUUGAGAAAAUCCAAAUGGGCACAUGGAAUAGCUAUCCGGAGAGGCUUAGCCACAGCUGACAUCUCAGUUGAUACCUCCAUUGUUGACGCAUACGCAAAAUGUGGCGCCAUAGAAAUGGCGAGGAUGGCAUUCAAUCUAGUCCCUAGGAAAAACGUCGUCUCUUGGACAGUGAUCAUAUCAGCGUACGCUAUAAAUGGUUUACCGGAGAGAGCAUUAGCAUCGUUUGAGGAAAUGAAACGAGAAGGUUACGCACCAAACGCUGUGACUUAUCUGGCGGUUUUAUCAGCUUGUAAUCAUGGAGGACUGAUCAAGCAAGGUCUCAUGAUCUUCAAAUCAAUGUUUAAAUAUCACAACAAACCUUCGUUGCAGCAUUACUCUUGUCUUGUUGACUUGCUUAGCCGAGCUGGAGAGAUUGAAACAGCCAUGGAACUAAUCAAGAACCUUCCUGAAGACGUAAAACCCGGGGCUAGUGCUUGGGGAUCAAUUCUUAGCGGCUGCAGGAACCGUUUGAAAAGUGGGAUCAUUACCACAGAGGCAAUAGCUGAGGUUCUUGAGCUUGAACCCUUGUGUUCUUCAGGGUAUUUGCUAGCGUCCAGCGUGUUCGCUGCAGAGAAAUCGUGGGAAGAUGUAGCGUCAAUGAGGAGGUUGGUGAAGGAGAGAAAAGUUCGGGUCGUUGCAGGUUAUAGCACGGUUCUUGAAGGAACCAUGUCUAGGAGGUUCUUGGCGGGAGAGAAGCUAAACCAAAGUGACUGUGAGAUAAAUACCGUCGUUCAGAGUCUUCAUAGAUGCUUGACAUCAGAAAAUUCAAUGGAAUGGAUCUCAACGAAAGUUUUUUAGGAGAAGAAGGUUUUAAGUAUUUGGCUCUUGCUAGUUUGCUGAGUGUUUCAAGAUGCAUGUCAGUUCUUGAUCAGGGCUAAAGCAAGUUCAUGCACUUUCUCUUCAUCUUGGUUACUGUUCGUAGCUCUCUGAUUAAUAUGUACUCUUAAACACGGAAGUAUGAUAGAAGCUUCAGAGAUAUUUGACGAAACAUAUAUAUCUGAUAUUGUUUCUUUCACCAGCUAAGGUCGCUGGAUAUGCAGUACACGGGAAUACCAAAGAAGCGAUUCAUAUA